Molecule: messenger RNA, 714 nt
Organism: Brugia malayi
Lineage: Eukaryota; Metazoa; Nematoda; Chromadorea; Rhabditida; Onchocercidae
Exons: 4
Coding region: 1-714 (237 amino acids)
Source: RefSeq, a predicted model, not a curated record
AUGCGAACCUAUGAUCAUAGCCAUGGGGACAAAACCGCCUUUGGAGUUAGCCUAAGUGGAAGAAAUGACAAUGAUAAGGCGAAGUUAAUCUCAAAUACAACAUCAAGUUUAGAGAAUAAGUAUGAGAGUAGAAUUUUCUCUGAUGGACCAAUGGCGAUGAGUUUUGAAAAGUAUGUACAUAAUAUAUUCCGCCCUGGCAACAAUUUACCAAAACUCUUUGCUACUUCGGGUAAUUUGAUAAGUAAUCACAAUAUGUUGCGAGUUCAUGAUUUACUUGGUUCUGCUGCCUUGAAUGAAUCCUUUGAUGAAAACAUCAUGAGAAUACCGUUGGAGAACAUGUUCUGUGAGUAUGGCUUAAUGGGUGGUGAGGAUUACUCAUCAUCCUACACCUCCUAUUAUCCGACAAGCAGCCGCAACUCGACUUGCAACUCAACUCUAUUAUCAUCUUCCCAAAAUAAGGACACUUAUACAUCUUACCGGGAAAAAGCCGAUGACGACUGGAAACGGAACAACAAGCAGAUGAUUAUUGAUUAUAAAGGAUCCGAUAGUACCCCUUUGACUCCAUACAUGUACGCGGACCAUCCGUAUGUUCGUAGUCAUGACUCACGUAUUGUUGGUUCGAAUUUCGUCCAGAUAACAUCACGCCCAAAAGAUCGUUUUUUGGAGAAAAUUGAUCGAACACUUGCCGAAGUUCGGGCUAUGCCUCGAUUUUAA